Messenger RNA from Carassius auratus (goldfish), 1137 nucleotides. Its product is annotated as potassium voltage-gated channel subfamily H member 8-like. Gene Ontology annotation, molecular function: voltage-gated potassium channel activity. Gene Ontology annotation, biological process: regulation of membrane potential; potassium ion transmembrane transport. Gene Ontology annotation, cellular component: plasma membrane. The annotation marks the transcript as partial. The transcript is spliced from 7 exons. The record is from RefSeq and is a predicted model, not a curated record. NCBI's taxonomy places the organism in Eukaryota, Metazoa, Chordata, Actinopteri, Cypriniformes, Cyprinidae.
AUGGGCUCUGUCUCUCCGUCAGCGGUGGGCUUGGCAAAUAACACUGUUAAGGUCGGGUCUUUUGACAGUAACUUUGUGCUGGGGAAUGCGCAGGUCCAGUCGCUGUAUCCCAUCGUGUAUUGUUCAGAUGGCUUCUGUGAACUCACUGGCUAUGCCCGUGCAGAACUGAUGCAGAAGAGCUGUGCGUGUCAUUUCCUGUAUGGGCCGGAGACCAGUGAUAAACUGAUGGCACAGAUCCAGGGUGCACUGGACGAAAGGCGGGAGUUUAAGACAGAACUGGUCUUCUACAAAAAAGGAGGAACUCAGUUCUGGUGUCUUCUGGAUAUUGUGCCCAUAAAGAAUGAGAAGGGAGAGGUGGUGCUCUUUCUAGUAUCACACAAGGACAUAACAGACAAUAAGAAAGUCCAAGAUGAAGAACAGAGCCCAGAAAGAGACGAGGAGACGGGGCUGGAGGUGCACAAGGUCACGCAGCCACCAGGCUUCAAUGCCAACCGGCGACGCAGCAGAGCUGUGCUUUACCAGCUGUCUGGACACCUGCAGAAGCAAGACAAGAGCAAACUCAAGAUCAACAAUAACAUGUUCGGUGAGAAGCCUCCCAUCCCAGAGUACAAAGUGGCAGCCAUUCAGAAGAGCCGUUUCAUUCUCCUCCAUUACGGCACCUUCAAAGCUGGAUGGGAUUGGCUGAUCUUGUUAGCCACUUUUUAUGUAGCAGUUACUGUGCCCUACAAUGUCUGUUUCACCGUUGUUGGUGGGCGGGAUGACGUGUCGACCCCAAGAAGUCCACCGAGUGUGAGCGACAUCUUGGUAGAAAUCCUUUUCAUGUUAGAUAUUUUAUUAAAUUUUCGCACCACAUUUGUGAGCACAUCAGGCCAGGUGGUGUAUGAUGCGCGCUCUAUCUGUGUACAUUAUGUCACCACCUGGCUUUUUGUGGAUCUGAUUGCUGCUCUACCUUUUGACCUGUUGUACGCCUUCAAUGUCAGUGUGUACUUUGGAGUUCAUCUGCUGAAAACAGUUCGCUUGUUACGGCUUCUACGCUUGCUGCAAAAGCUGGAGCGGCUACUCCCAGUACAGCGCAGUGGUACUCACAUUACUCAUGUCCAUGUUUGCCUUGCUGGCACAUUGGAUGGCCUGUGUCUG